Gekko japonicus is the source of this 1928-nucleotide messenger RNA. RefSeq names its product MAP7 domain containing 2 (gene MAP7D2). The annotation marks the transcript as partial. Gene Ontology annotation, biological process: microtubule cytoskeleton organization. Gene Ontology annotation, cellular component: microtubule cytoskeleton. NCBI's taxonomy places the organism in Eukaryota, Metazoa, Chordata, Lepidosauria, Squamata, Gekkonidae. The transcript is spliced from 14 exons. The record is from RefSeq and is a predicted model, not a curated record.
CACAACCUCCUUGCGCCUCCUGCCCGUUUCCCGCCUCUCCGGGUCUCCGCGCCUCGUCAGGUGCCGUGCCGGAGCGGGUAGUGCGCCUGUGCGGCGGCAGCAGCCUCAGCGGCUCCUCCGGCGCCAGAGCGCGGCAGUGGGCGCCAAGGGAGCGCCAGGAGCCGGAGCCGGCGCGCUGGUGGGCGAAGAUGGCGGAGCCGGGUCCCUCACGGACGUCUCCCUUGUACCCCCGGGCUUCAGCUAUAGAUGGGUUUCUGAAAACAGAUGAAAGGCAAAGACUAGCCAGGGAAAGAAGAGAAGAAAGGGAGAAGUAUCUUGCUGCCAGAGAGCGACAAAUCUUAGAAAAGGAAAGGAGAGCAAAGCUUCAGUAUGAAAAACAAAUAGAAGAACGAUGGAGGAAGAUGGAAGAGCAGAGGCAGAGGGAGGAGCAAAAGAGGGCAGCAGUUGAAGAAAAGAGAAGACAGAAGCUCAGAGAAGAGGAGGAACGACUAGAGGCUAUGAUGCGGAGAUCCCUGGAGCGUAGUCAGCAGCUAGAGCAGAAACAGAAGAGAUGGUCGUGGGGAGGAGCACUAGCUGCAGGCUCAGCCGAAAGAGAUGGUGAAUCAGAAAAUAGCCCACCCCCUCUAGGUUUAGCUGCCAACACCCUUCUUCCAGACUCUGUGGCUUCAACUGCUGCUGCUGAUCCCUCCAAUGCAUGUGACAAACUUUCAGCUUCUACAAUGAAUCUGCCAAAGCAAAUGGAGUCCCCUAUCAAUAAGCGUCUCUCCUCCUCCACAGCAACAAUAACCUAUUCCCCUGACAGAGCUCAUCGCAUGCACCUUAGUCCAAUGGAAAACUUUUUAAUUUCUCGACUGUUGACUCCCACACGAGCUUCUUUAGCCAGAAGCAGAAGUUCAUUAAUGCUUUUUGAGCAGUACAAUGAUCCAGUAUUCCAUAUCUGUCCUCGUGUAGCACCAGCUAGCCCUCUUAAAUCUCCUUACAAGCCAUCCCCCACCCGAAGCUUGGAGAGAAAGAAGGCAUCUUCUGCUUCCACAUCUGAUGCAAUGAAGGGGGCAUCUGCUGCUGAGAGUUCACAGAAUGAAAAGAAAAAGAAAGAGAAACGGCCCACAGCGACUGGCACUUCAUCUGGGUUGGGAUCUCCUCUCAGAAGAUCUGAUUCUCCAGCAUCCAUGUCUAAAAGAUCAGCUUCACCUGCAACCCCUAAGAUGAUUACAAAGACUUACCCUCAGUCUCCGAAAACUACUAAACAAUACCCAGCUUCUCCUGUGAAAAACCGUGUUAUUUCAAAUCUUAAUCAAGAAACACCUAAGAAAAAGGCAGAAAAAUAUAAAGACAGUCAGAGGGAGAAUAUUAGCCAAAAAUUCCAAGCUUCUCCAUCUGAAGAGGCUGUAAACCAAACCAUUGCUGAAAAAUGUGUGCCUUCUUCGAACAGUGAAGGGAAACUUGCAGCAGGAACUACUGAUGCUGAAGAAGCUACAAGGAUUCUAGCAGAGAAAAGACGCCAGGCUCGCCUCCAAAAAGAACAAGAGGAAAAAGAAAGGCAGGAGAAGGAGGAACGUGAAAGGCUAGAGAGAGAAGAAAAGAAAAGAAAGGCAGAAGAAGAGAAGAUCCGGCUGGAGGAAGAGGCCCGUAAGAAGGAGGAGGAGAGAAGGCGUGAGGAGGAAGAGGCUACCAGAAAAGCAGAAGAGGAAGCUAGAAGGAGAGUUGAAGAAGAACGUAUAUUAAGAGAAAAACGAGAAAAGGAAUUGCAAGCUAUGAUUGAGUUACAGAAAGAAGCGGCAGAAGCAAAGGCCCGGGAGGCAGCUGAACAGCUGCGUCUGGAAAGGGAACAAAUCAUGCAGCAGAUAGAGCAAGAAAGACAGGAGCGAAAGAAGAGAAUAGAUGAAAUAAUGAAAAGGACAAGAAAAAGUGAAACACCAGAAGUAAAG